AUGACAUCGCCAGAAGUUCAGGAUAAUGGAGAGCGGCGACCGCUUCUUGGUGAGCAGGAUCACGGCCAUGACUCUGAAAAUGACGCACAAGCAACAGACGUAGAGCCCCGCGGCACUUUCUCCCGUAACCUCGGUGCACGGGAGGCAUUCGCAAUUGUCAUCAGCAUCGUGAUCGGAAGUGGUAUCUUCACGUCGCCUGGGUCAAUUGACACAAAUGUGCCAUCGCCGGGUGUGGCACUGCUCAUAUGGCUCGUCGGAGGGAUAUUGGCCUGGACCGGUGCGAGCACCAUGGCUGAGUUGGGAACUGCGAUCCCUGGUGAAGGCGGUGUCCAACCGUACCUCCAAUACAUCUAUGGCGACGUCUUUGGAUUCCUCGCCGCGUGGACUUGGGUCGUUGCGGUGAUGCCAGCAACGCUUGCUAUACUCAGCAUCGUUUUUGUGGAGAGCAUAUUCUCGGCGAUUGGCGUCACGGACCAAGCUGACUCUGUUGAGCACAAGCUACUCUCCAUUCUGAUCCUGGUCGUCAUGAAUGUUGCCAACUCCAUCAGCACCAAAGCCAGCACGCGGCUGAACAAUUUCUUCGUCUUCACCAAGUUCGUCAGCAUUGCUGGGAUCGUCAUAGCUGGGGUCGUAGUUGUAGCUCUCCAAUUGGCAGACCCCGAUAGAGAUAUAGGCGGCAGGGAUUGGUUCAAGAAGUCAUGGUUUGCUUACCGCACUACCGUCAAUCCUGACGGGGACAAAACUGAAUGGGAGAAACUCUCUCAAUGGGAGCUACUUGGGCACUACUCGGCCGCAUUGUAUGGAGCCUUAUGGGCAUAUUCCGGAUGGGAUAAGGCGAUAUACAUCUCGGCCGAGCUCUCCAAACCAGCGCGUCAGCUGCCAUUGGCCAUCAACACCGCCGUGCCGACCAUCGUCCUGUGCUUUCUCGCUGCCAAUGCUGGGUACUACAUCCUCCUUCCGUGGAACGUUGUGUCGACAACAGACAGUGUUGCAGUGACCGCGAUAACGCGCCUCCUUGGCCCUGUUGUCGGUGUUGUUGCUGCUAUUCUGAUCUGCUUGGUGGUGGCAGGAUCACUCCUUGGUAACUCGUUUGUCGCAGGCCGUAUGGCGGUGGCUGCUGCCAACAAAGACUGGCUGCCACGUUUCUUCGCCAUCGUUGGUCGGGUUGGCUUUGGAUCCAACCAGGACUCUUCGUCGGAAGGCAACAGCGAUGCCGCUAGAUCUCCCAACCGUUCGGAAUCAGAUGCGCCUCUGAACGCCAUACUACUAUCGACUAUUCUUUCUGCACUCUACAUCUUGCUCGGAAGCUUCCGUCACCUGUUGACUUUCAACGGAUUGGGCGAAUACUCGUUUUUCUUCCUAACAGUCGUAGGUGCUGUUGUGCUUCGUUUCCGGGAACCCAAGCUGAAACGGCCCUAUCGGCCUUUCCUCCUGGUUCCAUUGGUAUUUGCAGCCGUGAGCGGGUUUGUUGUUGUCAGGGGUGCCAUCUUCGCUCCGAGACUAGCUCUUGUUCUGGUUGUGGUUUGGGCACUUGGACUCGGUUUCUAUCAAAUUAGGAAGUAUCUGGGACAGAGUGCUGCGUGA
This is a messenger RNA of Neoarthrinium moseri, 1584 nucleotides long. RefSeq lists its product as uncharacterized. Gene Ontology annotation, molecular function: L-amino acid transmembrane transporter activity. The record is from RefSeq and is a predicted model, not a curated record. The transcript has 3 exons. Gene Ontology annotation, cellular component: membrane. Bases 1 to 1584 code for a protein of 527 amino acids. Lineage: Eukaryota; Fungi; Ascomycota; Sordariomycetes; Amphisphaeriales; Apiosporaceae. Gene Ontology annotation, biological process: amino acid transmembrane transport.